Messenger RNA from Hymenoscyphus albidus, 1473 nucleotides. NCBI's taxonomy places the organism in Eukaryota, Fungi, Ascomycota, Leotiomycetes, Helotiales, Helotiaceae. The record is from the annotation of a GenBank genome assembly.
CCCACUUCAAUCUCCAACAACACAAUUCGAACUUGACCUUAACUUCGGAUGGUAGAAGCUUCAAAACUCAUGGGAUGAACAGAAUGUUUCCAUCUGCUUCUUAGUAAAAGAAUAAGUUACGUCAUGUGACUGCCCACAACUUGCUCAUCCCAUUUUAGGCUCCUGACUCUGAAAAGCACAACCUCUACUCGAUAGCACAUCAAGGAAAGGUACAGCUGGUUUCCAACUUUCCCCUGUGACGAUUAGAAAAUCAUCGCCCUUGGUGUAUACAGCGAGCACUUCAUUUCCUGGGAUUACCACCGACAACGGUACGCACGAUGGACCUGGAUCCUCCCGUUAUUGAGGAAAGGUUCAGUCUACUACCGUCUUGGGAACUGCAGAGCCUUGUUGGUCAACCACCAGCUAAGAUUCAUGUCAGAAAUCUCCAGACGUCUAUGAAAAUUGCCAGAGAUGCUUGGGGUCGUUACGAUAAAGAGCAACCAGUUUUGGUCUCCGUUGCAGUGUCUUUGCGACAUGCUUUCGAAUCGGCUUCGGCGCAGGAUGAAGUUACCAACAGUACAGUUCAUUAUGGGACUCUGAGCAAGGCAGUUUUGGAAGCUUGUCGAUAUUUCUCCGACACCCCUACGGACCUUUAUCCCAGAGAAGAAAAGAAAGAAGCCACAGCUCUCAGUGCACUUGUCACCCUUAUUGGGGUCAAAUUGAUUCGCUCUAACGACGAAGAAGCCGAAACCCACAAACAUCUCGGACGACCACUUCUUACUCCCUCAGCCGUAACUUGUUUGGAGGUCCGAGUUAUGUUGCCUAAAUCCUCGUUACUUGGUUCUCGGGUCAGUCUAACGCUAUCUACAUUCUUCGGCCCUCAAAUUGUUCGCGUUACCUCUUUCGUCCUUAGUCUACAUGAUCUCAAAAUCCCAACUCUGAUUGGCGUCAACCCCAAUGAGCGACUAGCAAAGCAACUAGUCAUCGCAAAUGUUUGCAUCGAGCAAUGGGACCACUUACCAGACUCCUAUAAUGAGCUGGAACAGGUCGUAUCCAAGGUACUCUCCCCUCAUUAUCUCUCCAAUCUCUAGAACCUAACAUGUGCACCAGACAAUCGAAGAAUCAUCCUUCCGAACCCUGGAAUCUCUAGCUAAACAUCUAGGCGAAAGAAUCAUCUCUUGUUUCAUUAUCCCCUACACCCGUACCGAGGCCCAGAACUCGGAGGAUACGUGGGUUUUCCCAUGCAUCAAGAUCUGUCUGGAGAAGCCCACUGCAGUCACGUUUGCGGAUGCUCCAAUGGUAGAAGCAGUUGUGUAUUCUCACCCCGAGAAAAACGAGUAUGCGAAGGCUCUAUGGCUUGAGAGUGCUGCGGGGGCUGAUUUUGACCUUCCGCCUUUUCCGUUGCAGGGCAGUUUGGGUGAAUGGGUCGCUUCAAAUCGGUAGUUGAGCUGAGCUGGGAGUUGCUGGAAGUGAAGGAUAUGAAGCAGAUUCGGG